CGAAGUCUAAAUUGCGAAGUAGAAUAUCAGAAAGCUCUCAUAAAGAAGACCGCCAGGCGGAGAAGGAGCUAAGGCUCAGAUUCCCAUCCAAAUCCCUACCUUUUCUUCACCGAUCCCUUCUUCUCGAGCUUUCGUCUUCGACCUUCUUCUCCUCCUGAAGCUUGGCUGUCGAAUAGAUUCUUGAGCCGGCUCAGAUCGACUGAUUCUGAAGUUUUUCCGGUGAAAUUUGAGGAAUGGAAGUGAAUUUCUGGCGAUUGAUGAUGGUUUUUCUGUCUAAGAUGUGAUAUCGGAAGAGAUUGCGUAAUUGGACUGGCUUUCGGCUUCUGAUCUUUCAGUAGUGCAUUUGCUCAUCUCUCUUUGACGUGUUAAUUUGUAAGAAAGAAACCUCUACAUCUCUAUAUAUCAAAUAAAACACUACUCCCACAGGAUUCCAGUAAUCCAUUUCAACCACUGAAAGCUACAAAUUUUACCUUUGAGACACAAAAUGCAAUCGAAAUCCAAAAUCCAUGCUGACUCACCCUCCCAUGAGGACCAAUUCGAUCGAAUUCCUGACCCCCUUAUCCUUCAAAUUCUCAACAAUGUUGCUGAUAUCCGUGCUCUGGGCCGCUGCGCGGUGGUUUCCAAAAGGUUCAACUCCCUUGUUCCCCUUGUCCAUGAUGUAUAUGUCAAGAUCGAUCGUGUUGUAACGGUGGAUGGUGACUCCUCUGACGACCCUCUAAACCUCUCCUCCUCAAAGCCUCGAAACCUCUUCUCCCACCUCCUCAAGUUCUUGUUUCUUACCAUCCUCAAACCAUUCCACAAUCUCCAAAACCCAGGAAGCUCAAACAAGCCCCUCCUCCCCCAGCUAUCUCACCACUCCCCAGCCCAAGUCCUCAAGAACUUCACCCACGUUCGCAAUCUCCGAAUUGAGCUUCCUGCAGGUGAUGUUGGCACCGAGGAUGGUGUGGUCCUCAAAUGGCGAGCUGAAUUUGGCAGCACACUUGAGAAUUGUGUGAUACUUGGAGGAACAAGGAUUGAUCGUAAGCCAAAUUUGAGUGAUCAGGAUUCUUCUUCUCCUUCAGGUGAGGACAAUGGGAGCAUACCAGAGUCAUUUUAUACGAACGGUGGGCUGAAAUUGCGUGUUGUGUGGACGAUCAGCUCACUGAUUGCUGCUUCAACCAGGCAUUACCUUCUAAAGCCAAUAAUUAAGGAUCACCCUACACUGAGAAGCUUGGUUUUGACCGAUGCCGACGGGCAGGGGACACUGAGCAUGGGUGUGGAGCAGCUGAGGGAGUUCAGGGAGAAGCCAUUGGCAGCUUCAGCAUCAGCUAAUAGAACACAGGUUCCUGCAUCUAACAUGAAGCUGAGGUAUGCUUCAUACCUCGAGCUGCCCGAGGGGAUGGGGAUGCAAGGAGCUACUUUGGUCGCAAUCAGACCGUCUAGUGAGGGAUUUGUUGGGGGUGGCAGUGGCUGUCAUGGUAGUAGUCGGAAGGAGAUCGAAGCCUUUGUGUGCAAUGCGUUCGAUGGACCUUUCAGGGCAGCUGUGAAGGCUCUAUUGAAGCGCAAGACUUACUUGCUGGAGAUGAAUGGGUUCUAAAUCUUCCAGUUAGCCAACUUCAACAUAGUUUUUGCAGCUCAAAGAUGCCUCUUUGAUUUUCUUUUUGUUUUAGGAUCAAAAAGGUGAGAGUUUGUAAGUUCCACAUGAGAAAUUAUUUGGUGCGGAGACUGGACGUAGCUCUAUGUCUGUACUCCAAUCCAUAGUCGACAUGUAUUUUUUGGAUUAAGUAAUUUUGUGCAGUCACGUAGGGUUUUUUACUAACGUGCAACCCGACGAUCCGGCUCAAUUAACUAUGAAUUGUCGGGCCGCCCGUUUGUAAAAAAAUUCACGUUGUUGUAUAAAGUAACUUAAACUAAAGAAUAUGUGUUGACUAUGAAUUAGAGUCUGGACAUAACUCUACGUCCGGACUCCACACCAAAUAAUUUUUCGUUCCUCACAAAGUUGACCAUCCUCUCUUUCUCUCUCUGCAUUGAGCUGUAUUAGUUGUUCUGAACUUUUUUCACUUGUAUGUGUAUAGUACAAUAAUAACAGUUGGUUAAAUCUUUUGAGUGAUAUGAAUGAAUCAUUAAAUUUCUAGAGA
Dendrobium catenatum is the source of this 2117-nucleotide messenger RNA. RefSeq names its product F-box protein At4g18380. NCBI's taxonomy places the organism in Eukaryota, Viridiplantae, Streptophyta, Magnoliopsida, Asparagales, Orchidaceae. The transcript has 2 exons. The record is from RefSeq and is a predicted model, not a curated record. The coding region runs from base 485 to 1576 and encodes 363 amino acids. Gene Ontology annotation, molecular function: protein binding.